AUGACGACCAUCCCAAGCCGUCUGGCUCAGACCACACAGAUCUCGAGGACGCUCGACGAGGCGCGCAGACGUUCUACAGCACUGUACCGCAACUUCUACCGAUCUGCCCCCGAGAUCUGCGCUCUGUACGCGCUCGAUGUGCCUCCGUCGAUCCUGCGCGCCAAGUUCCGCACGCAGUUUGAGAAGAACAAGACGGUCAAGGACCUUGCCGUGCUCGACUUGAUGCUGCUCAAGGCACAGCAGGAAUACCAGGAAACGAUGAACGGGUGGAAGCAGAUCCCGCACAUCAUGAAGUGGUUCGCAGAGGAGGAGGGACCAGCGCGACCCGAGGGCUUCUUGGAAAAGUUCUACGCUUCUCGAGACGAGGGACGAGGACCGAUCGGCACGGGCAUCUGA
Messenger RNA from Kalmanozyma brasiliensis GHG001, 396 nucleotides. Its product is annotated as Complex 1 LYR protein. The coding region runs from base 1 to 396 and encodes 131 amino acids. The record is from RefSeq and is a predicted model, not a curated record. The transcript is spliced from 3 exons. NCBI's taxonomy places the organism in Eukaryota, Fungi, Basidiomycota, Ustilaginomycetes, Ustilaginales. Gene Ontology annotation, biological process: response to oxidative stress.